AUGUACGGAAACUACAGUAACACGGCGUUCUGUAUCAUGCAUCUUCCCGAACGGUUGGCGUCAAAUCGCUGGAUGUGGACGUUCAAGCGGCAAUAUGAAAAGAGCCCCGGCGAUCUCAUCGACAUUUCCUGGUGGACCCAUCAAUCAUCAACGACAACCACGAAUAUAACGAAAUUCGUGGCCGAAGCCACCUCCAUGACCACGACCAUGACUACGAUUACGAGUCCAGAAGAAAUGAAGCGCUACGAGACAAACGUGAAACCGACAUUACCGAUCCCUGUUGAUGCCGAGCCAUGGCCAGCUCCCAACCGCUCGACCAGCAAACGAUAUUAUCGGACCUACCUAUCCCUUGAGAACCUCGCUGUGCUGUUUUACGUAUUCUCCGCGGGGUGCUUGGGUUUGGCGAUCUGGUGCGGUUGGGACCUGAUCCAUCGAACGGGGCGAUAUAGGUCGGGUUGGGGGUUCGAGUCUGCCUGGAGCAAUGCUCAAAUAGCAAAACUUGGCUGGCAAAGAGGAGGAGAGACAGCCGCAGCAGCAGGCGUAGGAAGCGAAGGAUAUUACCGCUAUAUCGUCGCACUCUCAAUCCCCGUCUGUGCGUGGAUCGCGAUCGCCCAUUGGAUCGGGUGGCAGUUCUACCUCUAUUCGGAUCCAGGCGAGGAUACGAAGACAUGA
Molecule: messenger RNA, 672 nt
Organism: Filobasidium floriforme
Lineage: Eukaryota; Fungi; Basidiomycota; Tremellomycetes; Filobasidiales; Filobasidiaceae
Exons: 5
Coding region: 1-672 (223 amino acids)
Source: RefSeq, a predicted model, not a curated record